GGGGCCAGUCGUUCUUCAGCAGGAAGGAUUCCAUCCGCACCAUCUAUACGUCCCUGCAUAACGAGCUGAAGAAGGUGGUGACAGGCCGAGGAGCCCUGGGUGGGACCGCUCCUCACGUGGAAGAGCUCCUGUCCCACCUGUCGGAGCAGCUCUGCUUCUUCGUUCAGGCUCGCGUGGAGAUCGCAGACUUCUAUGAGAAGAUGUACACCCUCAGUACGCAGAAGUUCAUCAAUGCUGAGGAGCUCGUGGGCCUCUUGGACACCAUCCUCAAGAAGUACAGCUCCAGAUUUCACCACCCGAUCCUCAGCCCUCUGGAGAGCAGCUUCCAGCUGGAGGUCGAUGUCCUGAGCCAUCUCCUGAAGGCCCAGGCGCAGGUCUCAGAGUGGAAGUUCCUCCCUUCCCUGGUUAACUUGCACAGUGCGCACACCAAGCUGCAGACCUGGGGCCAAAUCUUCGAAAAGCAGCGAGAGACCAAGAAGCACCUGUUUGGAGGGCAGUCGCAGAAGGCCGUUCAGCCCCCACACCUGUUCCUUUGGCUGGUGAAACUCAAAAACAUGCUCCUGGCCAAGUUUAGCUUUUACUUUCACGAGGCAUUGAGCCGACAGACUACCGCUUCAGAAAUGAAAGCGUUGACUGCAAAGGCUAACCCAGACCUUUUUGGAAAGAUUUCCAGCUUCAUCAGGAAAUACGAUGCUGCCAAUGUGUCCUUAAUUUUUGACAACCGAGGUUCAGAGAGCUUUCAAGGUCAUGGCUAUCAUCACCCCCAUUCCUACAGAGAGGCCCCUAAGGGCGUGGACCAGUACCCCGCCGUGGUGUCUCUGCCCAGUGACAGGCCUGUCAUGCACUGGCCCAACGUCAUCAUGAUCAUGACGGACCGCACGUCCGACCUGAACAGCCUGGAGAAAGUGGUCCACUUCUAUGAUGACAAAGUUCAGAGCACCUACUUCCUGACCCGCCCAGAGCCUCACUUCACCAUCGUGCUCAUUUUUGAGUCAAAGAAAUCAGAGAGAGACUCCCACUUUAUUUCCUUCCUCAAUGAGCUCUCACUUGCUCUAAAGAACCCCAAAGUCUUUGCAAGUCUAAAACCUGGAUCCAAAGGUUAGCGGAUGACUUGUGUGAAAGAUUCUGGAGACUAGAAGUUGUGUUUAAUUGCCAUGACGAUCUACAGUGGUCCAUGACUAGAAUUUACAUCCAUUCAUGCUUCUUUCAGAGCUAAAUUAAAAGUAAACCCGCCCUAACUGUGUUGCACACUUUAUAAGUAAUUAAGGCCAAUUGCAUUAAAUAUCCAAAGAGUAAUCCAGGAAGUGAUCGUGAGUUGCUGUGUAUGCAUGGUAGAGCAGCGUAGUUCUGGCGUUUUCUCCCAUUUUCCUGUGUUUCAUGUAGACUGUUGAGUAGUCUUUGCUUUCUAUUUCUAGGUGUUUUUUUAUUAUUCUAAAUACUGUGUUUUAAUGCAUUUCCAAACAUCCCUGUCUUCCCUAUUUUCCAGCACGAGUAAUUGGGGUAAGGUAUUAAGUGGGUAUGCCUUCUGUCUCAUAAAUUGUCCAAUUAACGUGGAGCUUCUUAAUUCUGGUAUACAAAUUAGUAUUUUAAUGUCACAGGAUCUUGGUAAGAAAUCCCCGUUAGUUACUGAAGUUAAGGAUGGGUGAUUGGUACCAUAACAGCGAGUUUUAACAGCUGGAAUUACUUCUUGGCAGCCUUAGUAGUCGUAGGUUCUUUCAGAAUGAAAGCACUAAUACAUGUGUCUUUACUAUUACACGGUCUGAGGUUUGAGCUUUUCACUGUCUGCAUAAGCCAUCACAAGGAUUUUUUGGUGUGUUAUCUCCCUUGCUUUUUGUUUAUCAUUUCCCUGCUGAACUGUAUGUUCAUGUUUGGCUCUACCGGUUUUUCUUAGGCUUAGAAAGCGUAUAGUCUUGGUUUUUCAGCCACUUGUAGUUUGUCACACAACAGAGCCUACUUUUAUAAAAUCAGAGUGGAAGGCCUUUUGAUACCUAGCACUUGCUGAAAAUCAGUUGUGCUUUCAAAACUCCUCUUUGUGGUUGAGCAAUCAGCUCAGUACCUAUGCACUUUUGAACCUGGCUUUCACGUUUGCCUCCCACAGAUUAUGCUUCUGAGCAGUGCUGCACCUUAGCCUGCCUUACAUUUUGCUCUAGUAGAUGUUCUUGGGGAAGUGGACAGAUCCGUGAAGGGGUAACAGGCUGUGGGGACCUUCACUUCUGUUACUGGUUCAGAGUAACAGCAGCCCCAAAUAACUGAGUUGCUGCCUGGUAGUUCCUUCAAAGCUGGUGUGAAAUGCAAACGUCAGGUCAGCCCUGUCUUUCAGGAUCCGGUGGAGCCGUUGCUCGGGCGUCCACAGCAGGCGUGGUGGGAUACCCAGCGUGGGAGUCUGCCCGCCCCGCCUGGGCUGCCUGGUAGGCAACCCCGUGGCGUCUUCUCUGGAGAGAACAGGUGUUUUUCUUUUCUUUAUUUCUCUUUCUCUCUUUUCCGUCAUAUUGUUUGUAAGAAAGCCAGCUUACUUUAAGUAGUAGUGUUUACCUCUGCAUUGUAUUCACUGGUUUUAUAAAAUAUGAAUAGAUUUUACAUUAAUAUAACAGUUGAAAAUAGGUGGAACUAAAGAGUCAGACAGUGUUUCCUCCUUUUUGUGUUUUGCCAAGAAACUGAAAAAUAUUCCUUGGUGUGCAUGUGUCUUUCUUUCCUAGGUGAAACCACCAUUAGCCUUAAUGACAAGGACCCCAAGUACCUAAAAGAAUAUAUGCUUCAUAUCUUCACAGAGAGCGUGAAUAAAACCUGUAUACAAUGCUUAAGUAGUCAAAUAUAUACAUAUUUGAAUUGUAUAUUUAUUUUAAAUGUAUUUUUAAACAUAAACACAAGAGUUUUUCAACAGACGGAAGGUAGAGGUAACUUAAAAUCUAAGAGCAUAAAUUCACAAGUCCCUGCAGCGGUCAUAGACUGUAGGUUAAAUAUUGAUACUUUAAUCACUUCUUAAGCUCUUCAAUAAAGUUUUCUAAUUAUAUGAGAAAGACAUAUUUUGGUUCAAAACACAAAGCCAUUUUUACUCUUAAGAUGUCUAAGGAAAGUAACGAGACGAUGUGUGAUGCCUGCUUUUAACUAAUUUGAAGAGUAAAUCUGUACAUUUUCUACCGACUGCCUGCUUUGAAAUUUGUUUGUGAACUACAGCCUGGUAAAUGUGUGUGCUUAGCUGGGAGUAGCAGGCCGCGCUGAGCUCGCUGGAGCCCUUCAAGGAGUGUUUGACUUCAGGGUGUUGGACACAGGAUGAACGCUUGCAACUUGGGUUUGUCUUUGUGGGGCCUGAUGUCUGCAAUGUUUCUCUGGGGGGAGUGUGUGCAAAUAAAGCCUCCUCUUCACUGCGGAGUCAGUGUCUGUAUAGUCAGUA
Chinchilla lanigera (long-tailed chinchilla) is the source of this 3391-nucleotide messenger RNA. RefSeq names its product chromosome unknown open reading frame, human C12orf66 (gene Kics2). Lineage: Eukaryota; Metazoa; Chordata; Mammalia; Rodentia; Chinchillidae. The record is from RefSeq and is a predicted model, not a curated record. Gene Ontology annotation, biological process: negative regulation of TORC1 signaling; cellular response to amino acid starvation; protein localization to lysosome. Gene Ontology annotation, cellular component: KICSTOR complex.